AGAGAACACCUACGAGAACUUUAAUUAUUGAGCCUGGACUUUACCUUUUAACCUCAGGCAGAACCACAGUCCCAGAGUGACCAAAACCAAAUCCAUCUCCAAUUAUCUUCUCCAACUGGAAGUCAAUUGGCCGACGGAAGCCUACGAGGACUGUCCACCGUAUUUGGCAUUUGCCAAUUGUGUACAAACAUAUUAGCUCUUGCUCUAGACUGAGAAGCAAAAUUGUCUUCAAGAGCACUACAAACGUCACAAACAAUCGGAAAGUCCGAAGUCUCCCCUUCAAAUUGAGGGGGCGUGUGGAAGAUCAAUGAAAUGGCAAAGAGAGAAGGAGAAGCGGUGUGCGUCACCGGAGGGAGCGGCUACAUCGGUUCAUGGCUGGUUCGUCUCCUUCUCGAACGUGGAUACACCGUCCAUGCCACUGUCAAAGAUCUCAAGGAUGAGAAAGAAACAAAACAUUUGGAAGAUUUUGAAGGCGCAAAAUCUCGUCUCCAGCUUUUCCAAAUGGAUCUUCUUAACUACGAUUCCAUUGUCACCGCCAUCACUGGCACAACUGGUGUCUUCCACCUCGCUUCUCCCUGCAUUGUUGAUGAAGUCCGAGAUCCUGAGAAUGAGCUAUUGGCACCAGCAAUUAAAGGCACAAUUAAUGUACUCACGGCAGCAAACGAACUAGGCGUUAGGCGUGCGGUGGUGACCUCAUCCACAUCUGCCAUCGUCCCAAGCCCUAAUUGGCCAGCUGAUAUUGUCAAGAAUGAGGAGUGCUGGACGGAUGAGGAAUAUUGCAAGCAGAAGGGGGUGCAGUUGACUACUGAUUAUUUCUGCAUAUACAUUAACCCAAUACAAAGAAGGAUAUACACAGAGAAAAGGAAAAGAAGGAAAAUAUUUCAUGCAGCCAACUUCAGUUGA
This is a messenger RNA of Olea europaea var. sylvestris, 903 nucleotides long. Its product is annotated as cinnamoyl-CoA reductase 1-like. The record is from RefSeq and is a predicted model, not a curated record. NCBI's taxonomy places the organism in Eukaryota, Viridiplantae, Streptophyta, Magnoliopsida, Lamiales, Oleaceae. The transcript has 6 exons. Gene Ontology annotation, molecular function: oxidoreductase activity, acting on the CH-OH group of donors, NAD or NADP as acceptor. The coding region runs from base 313 to 903 and encodes 196 amino acids.